Messenger RNA from Balearica regulorum gibbericeps (East African grey crowned-crane), 1668 nucleotides. Lineage: Eukaryota; Metazoa; Chordata; Aves; Gruiformes; Gruidae. The record is from RefSeq and is a predicted model, not a curated record.
GUGAUAUAUGCCCUGAACACUAAGAAUGAUGAACAUGAGGCUAGUAUACAGGCUCUGAGAGAGGCUCAUGAAGAAGAAAUUCAGCACAUUCUUGCUGAGACAAGGGAAACGAUUCUCCAGUGUAAAAGCAAAGUUGAAGAAGAACAAUUGCUGAGAAGACGUAUUCAGGCCCUUGAAAUUGCAGUAGAACAACACAAGAGACUAAAGGAAGAAGCCUUGGCAGAGUUAACAUUGUGCAAGAAGCAGGUGGAAGAGAGAGAGCUGAGAAUAGAAGCGAAACAAGCACAGGUGGUCAUUUCUACAGACACAGUAUAUACCGAUGCAGACUUUGAAAACAAGCUCCUACAUUUAAGUCAGGAGUCUGGUGGACUGCUAAAUGAAUGUAAAGCAUCUAGGAGAGCAAAUUUAGAUAAAAAAGUAAUUUUAGAUGAAAAAUGCAGUAUGGAAGGACAAGGUCUAAUAAAUGAGAUGGAAAACGUGAAGAGUGAGAAACAGAGAGUAACUGAAGAAUACACUCAGAAAACAAGCAAACUGCAAGCCUCUUAUGAGAGAGAAAAAGAGACUUUGAAAAAGGCUAUGCAGCAAUCUAUGAUAGAAACAAAGAAGAAUUGUCAGCAAGGAGAAAUGGAGCAAAGGAAGAGCUCAGAGGCUGAGGAAUGUUUUUUGCUGCAGCAGGUAAAGAAGCUGGAGGCAGACCUAGAGGAGAAAAGCCAGAAGAUAAAUGAGAGGAAGAAGCAUUCCCAGAAGCUGAAGGAGAGAAUACAGGAGCUCCAGACACAGCUAGAGGAAUUUAGAAGAAAAUCUGAGUGUGAACUAAAGCAACUAGAGAAAGAGAAAGAAGUCCUAACUGGGAAACUUCAAAACUCUUCGCUUGAGGUGGCUCAGCUGAAGCAAAUACUAGACCAACAAGCAAAUAAUUUCAAGGAGUCACUGAAGAAACAUAAUCUACAGUCCAACAAAGAAAAAGAGAAGCUGUUGCAGGAUCUUCAAAACAUCAUUAAGGAAAACCAGAAUGUUAAACUGCAGCUGGAGGCAUCACAUCAAAAAGUCUUAAAAACAUUGGAGAAAAGGAAAAAUCAGGAACUCAAGGAGGCAGAAGAACGUUUGAAAAAGGAAUUUAAUGAGACUUUCAAGAUCCAACAUCAGUCUCAUAGGCUGGAAAUACAAACCUUGGAAGAGAAAGCAAAGAAAGAAUUACGUGAUGAACUUGACCAGAUACAGAAGCAGCAAACCCUGUUGCUAGGAUCUCUAAGGAUGGAACUCUCUGAGCAACAGACAUUGUGCACUAAUCUCAAGAAACAAACAGAAGAACUCCAAAUGGAGCUGAGGAGUGUGAAGACACUGAAGAAGCAACAGGAAGGAAGUAGCCAGAGCCAGAUCAGAUCUCUUCAUGAUGAACUGGAAAAAUGUCAGAGUGAAAUUUCCGAACUCAAGAAAGAGAAUUUACUUUUGAAGGACACAAUGGAGCUACUCACUGCUGAGUUGGAGUCGCAGAAGCAAGAAGCUGCACAGCUUCAGGAUAGGGAGAAACAGCACAGAAGGAAACUAGACUAGCAAUAUCUGAUGUGUAAGCUUGUUAGUAUUUUAUACCAGGGGCUGGAUUUUACAUUGGACAGGUGUUGUGGGUUAACCCUGGUGGCAAUUUAUUUUGGAACUCCACAACAUUCU